Messenger RNA from Gaeumannomyces tritici R3-111a-1, 711 nucleotides. RefSeq lists its product as hypothetical. Gene Ontology annotation, cellular component: mitochondrial inner membrane; mitochondrion; MICOS complex. The record is from RefSeq and is a predicted model, not a curated record. NCBI's taxonomy places the organism in Eukaryota, Fungi, Ascomycota, Sordariomycetes, Magnaporthales, Magnaporthaceae. The transcript is spliced from 3 exons. Bases 104 to 376 code for a protein of 90 amino acids.
CCCGACUUCAUAGCGGCCCGAUAACUCGCACAAACACCACCACCAUCCACCAGGAACCACCGGAACCGAGCGAUUGGCGCAAUUGAGCGAACCGCCGGCCACCAUGUCAGAGACGUCACUUCCCCCUAGGCGCCCCAGCGCCGUCUCGCGCCCCGUCAGCGAGGCGCUUCUCAACGAGAAGUGGGACCACUGCCUAUCGAACCUCCUAAUCAAGUCGACCCUCGGCCUCGGCUUCGGCGUGGUGUUCUCGGUGCUCCUGUUCAAGCGCAGGGCAUGGCCUGCGUUCGUCGGCACGGGCUUCGGCGCCGGCCGGGCCUACGAGGAGUGCAAUUACAACCUGAAGCAGGCGUCCAGGGAGAUCCGCAAGCAGGCGUAACGAGCUCGAGCCCCGUCUCUGAUUCGAGGGGUGGCGGAUUGGCGAUGCGCCACCUGUAUACCUGUAUAGCCGGGCGUUUGGGGCAGAGCAAGCGAUGAGAGGCACGGUUGUAUGUCCGCCGCCGCCACUGAGCGGACCGCCGGGCUAGGCUAGGGCGCUGGUGGAAGGAUGGAUGGAUGAAUGGCGCCUACGUUACCCCCUUCCAGGUUACAUUCUCUUAGCUGCUCACUCAAUGGCCGGAGAAUGGGCGGCAUUGCCCCCUCCUUGGCUUUUAUUACGAUAGAUUUGUGACGAUAGACCAAAAGCAUCAUCAACUAUCUUUCUGAAUGUCCCCC